Messenger RNA from Eriocheir sinensis (Chinese mitten crab), 669 nucleotides. RefSeq lists its product as uncharacterized. NCBI's taxonomy places the organism in Eukaryota, Metazoa, Arthropoda, Malacostraca, Decapoda, Varunidae. The transcript is spliced from 7 exons. The record is from RefSeq and is a predicted model, not a curated record. The coding region runs from base 1 to 669 and encodes 222 amino acids.
AUGCUCGUGCAGCCGCUGGCCUGGGCACGCAGCGCCUCGCACCGCACUUUACGGCACCAUAAAUCCCGACUUCUCCAGGGGCAACAGGCACGGCGGUCACCUCACGCCCCCAGCACCACCUCCCGCACCUCCUCCCUGGCCCCCGGCCUAUAUGUGUCGCCGUCGCCGGCCGCCACCGCCGCCGCCGUUGCACCCUUAGCAUGCACAGGAGCACCGCAGCGCCGCGGCCCACGGACCCUCAGGACGCGGCUGCCCCUUGUCGGCCCGCCACCGCCGGACAAAAAACCCUCUAAGCCCAUCAUCACCACCAUAUUCACAGCGGGCAUCACCAGCCCCUCCAGCACCAUCAACAGGAGGACUCAGGAUGCAACUUGGGCAGUGUCCGAGGCAACGAGUAAAUGUGUCCCUGCCCCGCCCCUUGCCAACCCCUACACGCCCUCACCCACCCCUGCCCCUCUGUAUUCCGCCCACUACACCACAGGGACGGCCCACGGUAGAGGCGCACUGACCCCACUAACGACCCCCGCCCCGCCACGCCCUCGGGAGGUGUGGACAGCGCCGCGGCCUCCUGGGGCUCCUGAAGGGGUCUGUUCCUCGUGCCCCGGCCACGCCCACCGCCCUACGAAAGAUCCGCCGGAAAUCAAAACUGAGGCUCUCGCUCGCUCCUGA